Messenger RNA from Cladocopium goreaui, 909 nucleotides. NCBI's taxonomy places the organism in Eukaryota, Dinophyceae, Suessiales, Symbiodiniaceae. The record is from the annotation of a GenBank genome assembly.
AUGGGAGUGGACUGCACACCAGCAGGCUCCUCGAGAUCAGUUACAGUUAUCGAGGAUCAUGAGCUGUUUGAUGUCAGUUUCUACCCCUGGGCCCCUGGGACCAGUGACCUACUUGAAUCCUGCCUCUCAGAACGUGGCCAUGCAGCCCUUAUGAAAUUGGUUGUUGACAUCGAGUUUUAUGUGCAGUGUGCAGAUGUGAAGAUCAUCAGCAAUGCUGGACCGAUGCUGCCAAGCCCAAUCACUGCUAUCGCUGGAAUCGAGCACUUGCCGCAGGACGCUUCAGGAUACCGCAAGGUAUAUAAUGGGCAAGGUCCCGAGCAACAGUAUUUGGUCGGUCCAGCUGUUGCUACCUACAGUGUUUGCAGCAUUGGAGCACCAGGUUGCAUCUCGGACAUUGGUUUGCAGCCAAUCGCUCAAAGCACAUCACAGAUGCCAGCAACGUCCGAAUCUCCAACUGAGCCCCAGACUACCGCACCAUCAGCAGGAGAUGCAGUUUGCAGCUGUAAUGCUGGCACCGAAUGGAACGGUGGCUUUGCCCGAUAUGCAUUGGGAGAGGACUUUUGCAGUCAGAAUUUUGGCGGUGCCAACCCUUGGAUCUCUGGCGGAAGCAACGGAGGCUUCAGCGGGGCCGCAGCUUGUGUCACAGAGUACACAUUCAAGGAAAACUAUUGGCAGAUCUUGGUUGGCCAGGAUGCCUUGGGGAAAUCGCCGCAUCGAGCGUUUGCCUAUGCCCAGUUCUGCAACGGCAAGGCAUACCGAGAGUGCUGGACUUCAGAAAAGGUGACCUUCUCUUUUUCAUUGAUGGUUGAGGGCCUCAGCUUGACCGGCGCAUAUGUAAAGGUUCUUUUCUGGACAGAUGCUGGCAAUAUUCUGGGGCUGCUGCCCCCAAGCGGCUUGGAACACAGUUGA